UCGUUCUGCGCGCGAGUUAAUGCUGUCGCGAAUUACUCGCUGUACUGCAGCGGCUCCCGUGUCAAGAAUCAGAUGGCAGCUUUGUCAUGAUCCCCCCCGAGCACUGCUCACAGCCAGACAUUGUAGUUCAACUAAAGCUAUCCAUGAUGGACCAUCAAUACCUCCGACUCUGCAGGAGUUCAAGAAGACAUUGACUUUCCCCGCCGCAUCUUGCACCUUUGAGGCACUUGCUCACGAUAGCAAUGCCUUGGUCGAUGAACAAGUCGUCUUGCACGGAUACUUGGGCACUCGCAGAGAUGCAUCAAAAUCCUUGACCUUCGCCGAACUGCAUGAUAUGCACUUGAGAUCAACGGUGCAGCUUGUAUCAACACCCACCAAAGGCGAGGAAGGCAGUGAUCAUCCUCAUCAACUCCUACGCAGUCUCGAGAAUCAUACACCAGUCGCUGUAUCUGGAACAGUCAAGGCACGGAAAGCGCCCAAAUCAAGUGCCUCUAAAGAUGGAGCACGACUUCUGGUCACUGGAGCAGAGAUCAAGAUUGAAACAAUCACUCCCCUCAACGUCUUCCCGCAAGACAUCAUCAUGGCUGAUGACACGGUCUUUCCUCCAGAGCAACGUCAUUUGCACAUCCGAAACGACAGCAGCAUUCGCCACGCUUUGGCGUUCAGGAGCAAGGCUGCGCGUACCAUUCGCGACGAGCUUUGCGAGCACCACGACUUUGCGGACAUUGAGACACCUCUUUUGUUCAAGUCCACUCCAGAAGGAGCGAGAGAGUUCCUAGUGCCCACCCGAGCUCCAGGAAUGGCAUAUGCUUUACCACAGAGCCCGCAGCAGUACAAGCAGAUCUUGAUGUCAAGCGGCAUUCCGCGAUACAUGCAGGUGGCAAAAUGUUUCAGAGACGAGGAUUUGCGAGCAGAUAGGCAGCCUGAGUUUACCCAGGUUGAUCUUGAAAUGGCCUUUGCGACUGGCGAGGACGUGAUGAAAGUAAUCGAAGCAGUGAUGAAGCGGUUGUGGAACGACUUGGUCGAUAUUACUCUGCCGGAACGAUUCGAUCGCAUGACUUACGAGGAAGCCAUGUCCAGAUAUGGAUCCGACAAACCCGAUCUUCGUUACGGCUCAGAGAUCAGACGCAUCGAAUAUAUGCUGCCGGUGGACCUCAUCAAAAAGAUCGGACCUCUCGAUUUCCCAAUCGUAGAAGUCAUGAAGCUCCGAAUAUCAGACGACCCCAACAAGACAAGAAAAUACAUCAGCACCUUCAUGGAUUCACCCGAAGCACAGCCUUUCAUCCAAAACCCAGAAGGCCAACCAGGAAUCUUCAUUUUCGACUCUCGAAAACCACUCCAAGGUCUCCAACCGUUCGGCUUCGAAGCCGCUGAGCAACUAGAAGAAAUCCUCGAGCUCCAAGACGGAGACGUCGUCGUCCUUCAAGCCCGAAAAGAAGCACCCUUCUCCGGCGGCUCAACACCAAUCGGCAACCUACGUCUAGCCAUGAACAAAGCAGCCGUAAAACUAGGCUACAUCCCAGCCCCUUCAGGUUUCGCCUUCACCUGGAUUACAGACUUCCCACUCUUCUCCGCCUCAAGCGAAAGCGCCAGCGAACCAGGCCAAGGCGGCUCAGCAGGAAUCUCAGCAACCCACCACCCCUUCACCGCGCCAAAAACACCAGCAGAUGUCGAUCUCCUCCUCACCGAUCCCCUAGCCGUGAAAGCAGACCACUACGACCUAGUCGUAAACGGCGUAGAACUCGGUGGAGGAAGUCGACGGAUCCACAGCGCGGCCAUGCAGGAGUACGUGAUGCGAGAAGUCCUCAAAAUGAGUGAAGAACGGAUGAAAGAUUUCGCACAUCUGAUCCAAAUCCUUCGAGCAGGAUGUCCGCCUCAUGCGGGGUUGGCUUUGGGGUUUGAUAGAUUGGUUGCAGUCAUGCUUGGGAAAGAGUCGGUGAGAGAUGUUAUUGCGUUUCCGAAAAGUGGCAGGGGAGAAGAUAUGCUGGUCAAGAGCCCGACGCGCAUGACGGAAGAGCAACUUGAGACUUAUCAUCUGCAGUUGAAGAGUUGAUUGUAACGGUAUUACAACCUUUAUGCUCGUUUGCAGCACUGUACAGAUAGAUAUAUGACUCAAAGAACUUUCCCGCUCU
Molecule: messenger RNA, 2132 nt
Organism: Pseudocercospora fijiensis CIRAD86
Lineage: Eukaryota; Fungi; Ascomycota; Dothideomycetes; Mycosphaerellales; Mycosphaerellaceae
Exons: 1
Coding region: 20-2053 (677 amino acids)
Biological process (GO): aspartyl-tRNA aminoacylation
Cellular component (GO): mitochondrion; cytoplasm
Molecular function (GO): aspartate-tRNA ligase activity; ATP binding
Source: RefSeq, a predicted model, not a curated record